This is a messenger RNA of Mya arenaria, 1078 nucleotides long. RefSeq lists its product as uncharacterized. The transcript has 2 exons. The record is from RefSeq and is a predicted model, not a curated record. Lineage: Eukaryota; Metazoa; Mollusca; Bivalvia; Myida; Myidae. The coding region runs from base 280 to 834 and encodes 184 amino acids.
GGAUGUGUGUGAAAUGUAUAAAAACGGCCGUUCCUGUCGCACUAGUAGACAUAAACAUGGCAUUCCUUACCUGGAUAACUCUGAUAUUGGCAACGCUACCACCCGCCCUGUGCGCGGAGAUCGGACCUUCGUUUGACAAGUUCGAGUACGAGUUUGGCGUGCUGAAAAAGCUUGAGCAACUUGAAAGAGAGACGAAGCGUUUACUUGAGGAAAACAACCUUCAAACAUCGGCCAUCAGCGAUCUAAAGGAGCAAAUAAAAAAAUCUAAAUCAACAGAAGAUGGUUCAACUUAUACUAGGUUGGGGUAAAUCUUCAUGUGCUGGUAACGGCACAGAGACUAUAUAUUCUGGGCUUGUUGCGGGGUCACACUAUCAACACACAGGUGCAGCUGCCAAUUACCUGUGCCUAACACAGCAACCAUCGUGGAACAAGUAUGACGACGAAGAACAAGAUGGCGGACUUGUUUACGGAGCUGAAUACGAGUUUGAUCUUCGCAGUCGGCCAUAUUUCUUUGGUCGUGAAAUAACUGAUGAGGAUCCACCCUGUGCUGUUUGCCGAACUGAACGGCCAACCGUAAUAAUGAUUCCUGGCAGUCGACAAUGCCUCGAUGGCUGGACAAUGGAAUACCAUGGUUACUUAAGCAGUGGGAGGAACGGUCAUAAUGCAGCUACCGAGUUUGUUUGUCUAGAUGUCGACCCGGAAGUUAUUACUGGCGGAGCAUCUAGUAAUAAUGGCAAGCUGUUCUACCUGACGGAAGUCCGAUGCGGUGCCUCCUCGCUUUGUCCGCCUUAUGUGAAUGGUCGAGAGCUUUCGUGUGUUGUGUGCUCUAAAUGAAUUGCUUUAAAAUCAACCGUUCAAGACCGAGUUAGUAUAUAACAUUGAUAUGUGGUCUUGUUAUAAGUCCAGUUUUUACAACAUUAUAUCUGUGCCUGUGUAACGGAACGGAAUUUUCUAUAACACUUAGUUGUUUGAAAAUUAUUGCAUAUUAAAAAUUAUAUAAAUUGUAUGUGACGUCCAGCUCGUACAGCUCAUGGGUUGACCAAUUGUGAUCUAUAGUAAAAGUAAAUGAUUACAUAUA